This is a messenger RNA of Neoarius graeffei (lesser salmon catfish), 1535 nucleotides long. RefSeq names its product odd-skipped related transciption factor 2 (gene osr2). Gene Ontology annotation, molecular function: DNA-binding transcription factor activity, RNA polymerase II-specific; RNA polymerase II transcription regulatory region sequence-specific DNA binding. Lineage: Eukaryota; Metazoa; Chordata; Actinopteri; Siluriformes; Ariidae. The transcript is spliced from 5 exons. Bases 442 to 1371 code for a protein of 309 amino acids. Gene Ontology annotation, cellular component: nucleus. Gene Ontology annotation, biological process: embryo development; regulation of transcription by RNA polymerase II; urogenital system development. The record is from RefSeq and is a predicted model, not a curated record.
GAAUACCAAGAACACCCCCACUGCAACUUAUAGAAGCAAAGAAAAAUUCUUUGCCGAAAGCACUCGCAGCAUUGCAAGGUAGAAUGAAGAAAUCCAUUUCAGGAGCACUUCUUAAUAGCUGAAACUUUAUGAGGUGCGAGUAUAUAUGAAAUACCAUGCUGAGGGGAGAAGAAGAUGAAAGCAGCCCCCCAGACAGCAGCAAGAUGAGAGUGAAUGAGGGGGAGUAUAACCACAGUAGGGCAGAUCAACCCACCACCAUCAUGGACGACAUCCUGUCUCACCAUGCGCCUAUCGCUUUCUCUCUGUCUCUGAAACUGGAGGAACAGUUCUUCACUUUGCCUGAAGAAGAACCCACCUUGGCAAUUAGAAAACACUCUAUAUCCCCUGUUGCCAUUCCGCUAAAGGACUUUUUGGAGAUUAACAUUUGUGAUCGAUUGGAAAAUGGGGAGUAAGACUCUGCCGGCUCCUAUCCCACUCCAUCCAUCCGUCCACCUUUCCAACUACUCUUUCUUACAGGCACCAAACAGGCCUACCUUACCUCACAAUGCCGACCACCUUCAAGGACUCUACGGCCUCAGGACGGUGCAGACAAUGCAAAUGAACCACUGGACUUUGGGCUACACUCACAUGCAGGGGCUUCGAUCAACCCUCACUGAAAUGUCAGCUGCGCAGGAUCUUCGGUUCUCGGUCCCUGUGUUACCGUUCACUGCGCACUUCUUCCAUCCGAAACAAGGAAUGAUAACCCACGUAAUUCCAGCUCUGCACAAAGACAGACCCCGAUUUGACUUUGCUAACCUUGCCAUUGCAGCUACACAAGAGGACGAGUCUAAAACAGAUGACCUGUUAAAGCUCACAGCGGGCCUCGGCGGCCAGAGCUCAGAGCUAAACAAACUAUCCCCAAACAGAAAGGCCCCACGCGGGAGGCUCCCAUCAAAAACCAAAAAAGAAUUCAUUUGCAGAUUUUGUGGAAGAAACUUUACAAAGUCCUACAACUUGCUUAUACAUGAGCGCACACACACAGACGAGAGACCUUAUACCUGCGACAUCUGCCAUAAAGCUUUUAGAAGACAAGACCACCUCCGGGAUCACCGAUAUAUCCACUCCAAGGAGAAACCGUUCAAAUGUCAAGAGUGUGGAAAGGGAUUUUGUCAGUCACGGACUUUGGCAGUUCAUAAAACAUUACAUAUGCAGGAGUCUCCUCACAAAUGCCCCACAUGCGGAAGAACCUUUAAUCAAAGAAGUAAUCUGAAAACUCACCUUCUCACCCAUACAGACAUCAAGCCCUACUCCUGUGGACGCUGCGGAAAGGUGUUUCGGCGCAACUGUGACCUGCGACGGCAUAGUUUGACGCACACGCUCCACCAGGACUAGUAAACAAAAAUGAACUGAAUAUCCGUGUUUAGCAGAAUUAGCCUACAAACAGAUAUUUGUGGACAAAUUUCUUGGACAGAACAUGAGACUUGAAGAAAACUUUGAAUUUUGACUGCAUUUACAAAAGAACUGAAGAUGAAUGAAUGAAUGAAUAUAUUAUAUAA